UGUAUGCUGGUCUGUUCAUUUUCCCUCGUCUUUCCUGUAAACCUUUCUCUAAACUUGUCUUUUCUUCCGUGGGUGCUUUCUGCUCCUUCUGUUUGUCUUCCACCUUCAAUAAACAAAGUUUUUCUCAUUCAUUCCCAAAUCCUUUCACUCUUCCUCUUUCUUCAGUUUCUGAAUGUCCUCCAACCUUCCAGCAUUUUGACACCAGACAUGGUCCAGGUCUUGAAAGCUGUUUAUUAGCAUGGUGUUGUAUAUACUGUUGCAGACUCUUCCUCACAGAUUGCAUUCUACUGGGAAUGCUUAUUUCAUUACUUCUGUCUUCCUCAGAUACCAUCAAACCGAGUCUCCUCCAGUCUCUCUCUUUCUCUCUCUUUCUGUCUCACACACCUCUCUCUCUCUCUCGCUCUCUCUUCCUCUCUUUCUGUCUCCAUCUCAGUAUCUCUGCGCAAUGGAACCUGCCAUCAGCACACUGGUCUCCCAGUUCAAGACCUUUGCAGGGAAGGAUGGAUCCUCUGACACGCUGAGCAAAGAGGAGUUCCGCAGCUUGGUGGCAUCCCAGCUCCCCAACUUUGUCCAGAACUCCAGUGACCCAGCAGUGAUCGACCAGCUCAUGGGCUCAGUGGAUGAAAACAAUGACGGCGAGCUGACCUUCCUGGAGUUCUGGCAACUGAUUGGCAGUCUGGCUAACAAGCAGGGAGGCUUCAGCCAAUAGGAGAACAAGUGUACGAGCCAGAUUUCCAUGCCCUGAUGGAAAGAUCAAGUAUUUUUGGCCCAAAGGUCAACUACAAUGAAAAUGUUUCUGUUUUUUUCUGUUCUGUACAUGAGUAUAAUUGAUUUAUUUAUUGACAAGGUUUUGCCCUGAAAAAUCCUGGCUCUUCCAUGAAUCACCCACUCAUUCUCUGCACUACUCUGCUCUGCUACCAUUAGCUUCUCACUGCACCAUUCUAAGCACUCUUGUCUUUCUCUCCCUGUUUAGCCAGAUUAAUUGUGUUACAAAACUGUACUUCUGCAAUAUCCUCACCAACUACACUAAAACUAACCCUAUAUUUCCUGACAAUGCAUAAACACACAAACUACAUUUCUGGACUUCAUACCAGGUGGAAGUGAAGAGACUCCAAUAAUGGAACAGUAGACAGCAACUAAAUUGGGUUUGUGGAUUAGAGAACGGACAUAUCAGUACUAGAUGUUUGUAUAAUAUCUAGAUGUGUUCUGGUUUUUUCAUGCAGUCUCUCAUUUCUUAUUUUCCUUCUCUGUACAUUGUGAACCUGUAAUCUACCCAGGGCCGCAGUCUUAAUUAAAUACAACUUGUUGAAAA
Conger conger (European conger) is the source of this 1312-nucleotide messenger RNA. RefSeq names its product protein S100-A11-like. The transcript has 2 exons. The coding region runs from base 239 to 709 and encodes 156 amino acids. Gene Ontology annotation, molecular function: calcium ion binding; transition metal ion binding. Lineage: Eukaryota; Metazoa; Chordata; Actinopteri; Anguilliformes; Congridae. The record is from RefSeq and is a predicted model, not a curated record. Gene Ontology annotation, cellular component: perinuclear region of cytoplasm.